AUGUGGUUUUUCCUUGUCGUGCUAGGAUCGUUCGUUGUCACUUCUGUGAAUGCGGAUUUCCGUUUGAGUGAUUCGAAAUUGUUGUUGCCAUACCAUAGUUUUGCCCCUAUUAAUUACACUCUUCGUGGUUCUGCUGGUGCUUGCUACGAAUGGCGGUCUGGAACGCCAGAAGUCGCUACUGUCACUCCGCUAUCGAAAGACAACUCAGUAUGUAGCUCUGAGGCUAUUGUUACCGUUAUUUGGAACUCUCCGCAUCGUGCAGUUACCACUAUUUAUGCCCGUGUCUCAAGUCAUGUUGUUAAAUGUGAUGUCAUUGUUGAUGACAUUCAUCACAUAGAAAUAGAAACAACCACCCAGGAGUUAUAUUUGCAUAAUACACCUGAGUCGCUGACCGUAGUAGCCUACGAUGAAUACGGAAAUACAUUUUCCACGCUGCACGGUGUUCCAUUUGAAUGGCGCAUCCAUGGAGAUACCUAUAGCGGUGCUGCUGAUGGACAUACCGUUCUUCGUUUUUUGACGUGGACCGAAUCGGAGUAUGCCACACCACCCUCAAUAGCGGUGCUCGAAAGUCGGGGAAUGCAGGGUCAUAUGCAAUUAGUCAGUGGCCUGCGCACGGGUUCGGCCGUUGUUGAUGUUUCUUUGUGGGAGUCAGUUUAUUCGAGUGUACCGGCCGCCCAUGUUCGUCUUCUGGUUAUGGCCAACGCCCAGCUCAGUCCCGCUUUGGCCUAUCUCAUGCCUGGAUCUGAACUCAAGCUGUCAGUUCGUGUUGUUAAGCAGGGAAGUGAAAAAGACAUUCCGAUGCCUUCUUCACAAUACCACUUACUGGUGAACGAUACUGAACUGGCUGAACUCGAUUCAGUUGAUGGAUGCACAGUCUUAGCAAAGCGUUACGGUCAAACGGAAAUCACACUUUUCGAUCGCAAUGUGGAAGAGGCUCUGGAGAAUGUUCACGCAGUGGCUCGCGCAGAAGCACAGGGGGACGAACAUCUCCGGCUUCCUCGUCGGCGUCCUCCGACUUCUCUGAUUCACAUUGUCGAACCUGCUUAUUUUGGAUUCAUCAUGCAGGCCUUUAUCCACUCACGUUCCACUAUUUGUCAGCGUGCAGCUUUUGUUAGUGCACAUCGGUUAAAUCGUCCCACACAUGAAGAACCUCAGAUCUCGCGCGAUUGGAUUAUGGAGGUUGGGCACAUGUACACGGUGUCCGUGGAAUUGUUUGACCAUAACGGUCAUCGUCUCUAUGCCUUGGAUAACCUACGCGUUGAGUUGAAAACCUCAUCGGAUAAAUUGAGUCUGCAGAACUCGACAGCCAACGGCACAGUGGCAGUUGUUCAACCCACCAACCCAGGACUCUUCACCAUAGAAGCCAGGUUAUUAGGUUUUACGGAUAAAUCCGGUAGACUCAUCCCAUCACCUACUUCCGUCUUUGGUUCGGAAGACAUCGUGGUACACCCGAUCACUGAUGUCCAGCCAUCACUCGUCAUCUUGCCUUGGCCCAUAUCCGUCAACGAAAGUACUGGCUAUAAGUUGAUCGUAUCCGGAGGACAUAGCCCGUAUGUUUGGAGUGUCCUGCAGGAGAGCACAAACACACCGGAGGCGGUUUUAGACGAAACCGGUGGUUCGAUCAGCAACGAGGUAGUCUCCAUCAACCAGAAGGGGGAGUUAAUGGCCAUGGGAUUGGGAGAGGCACUGAUUGUUGCAGCUAGCUCGUCUUACCCUCAUUUAUGCGGGACCGCUAAGGUUUUGGUUACGACGCCAGCUGGAAUUGAGUUUGUUCCCGGCCCUGCGGAAGUUGUAGUCCGUCACAAGGAAGGGCGUAAACGACCGACGAUCUAUAGCGGUCGCCCUUUCGGAGAUGCUGGUGUAUCAAGUCAAGACACUGAAGUAUUAUUAGUAGGACUGGCUGUACUUGACUCGGAAAGACGGAGUAUGACUGAUUGUAGAGGAUUGCCCAUCACCAUCAAACCUCUGGAUCCGUCUAUCAUCGAAGUUUUGCCCGAACGUCUCCCUGCUCGUCCAUUUAACGCGCUAUCGGGUCAUCUGUCAGAAUGCUUACGCAUUCAAGUCGUGGGUCUUCAAGUGGGGUUCACCGAACUCGAGGCGUCUUAUGAAUCACCUGACCCACAUUUGUCUUCUAGCUCAGGAACGAUUGAAACGCGCGGGAAUGUUUCAAACACCAUUUACACGUCUCGUUUCACUAUUGCUGUCUAUCGGAAUAUCUUGUUUAUGGAUCCAAGCUUGGACACAACUCAUGUCGCUCUCGGUUCUACACGGGAAUUCACAUAUUCUCUCGGCCCCUCGCCUUGGAUCUUUGAACCGUCAAGUCACUUCUCUCGCGUUCUUGGCUCGGAUUCCAGUAGUCCACUUCUGCCUCUUGAUCCACAUUCACUACCCCCCACGGUUAUUCGUGAGCCGUAUGUUGAUAAAAGUCGUCCGAUUCUGUCAUCGGGUGAUUCUUCAGGUUUCUCAGUGCUAGAAUGGAAGUCGCGACCAAUGGUGUUCAGCAUGCGGUGCGAGUCUCUUGGUUCGUUCCGAUUCACGCUUGAGGUGGGGAAUAAACCGACCGCGUUAAACACCAAUCCCAUCAUCAUGCGUGCCAAUUUCACACUCGCAGACUCUGGCAGUCUCCGGCUCCAUGGCGUCCGUGCAUCCGAGGAGUUGGGUGCGACGCAAAGCUUUCCAUCCCGAUCUUCCUACCAGAAGCCCACUGUCACUCCUGGAUUCACACGUCAACUAGGGGUCCCAGUCGCAAAUACAGCCCCGUUUGUUGUAAGUCUGUCGUUUUUCGGUCCAAACGGCCACAAACUGGAAGCGGUCGAUUCGUUGCUGACCACCGUCGCUGCCUUAUCGACAAAUCAAGCUGAUGGUAGCCGUCACCAGCUAAGCAAGUUGGUUUUGAAUGCAGCACCGAAGAUUCAACGUGCCACAAUGGCUCCACCGGACGCAUCACGUUGGAGCUCACCCUAUCCGUUCCUCGGUCCACAUUUCAUUCUGGAGCCACGGGAACCGGGAAAGUCGGUUGGUGCUAUUCAUAUUAACGUGCGAUCUCAUUUGAAUCCUGCGUACAGUUCUGGACUCAAACUCACUGGUUCACAGCUACUGGCGGACGAGGAUCUGAUGGCUACUGUUCUCGCACGAUUCCACGCACCAGCGCACAGUUCAGGUGGAAAUAGUUUGCAAAUUUUCCAUCACACGAAUGUGGAAAUUCCCGUUCCAGUCUCGGGAGGCUCUGGGUAUUUUCACGUAAUUGAUGACCGUGACACUCUUCAAAUAACACUGAACGCCAAGCACCACUCAAAGCCAACCGGUUUCGAUGCAGGUCCGCAUGAAUUCAGACUCAAGUCUCGGCGAAUUGGUUCGACGGUGUUGCGGAUAAUUGACCUUUGCUUUCCUACUUUGCCUCCUAGCAUGGAACCCGUUGAAAUCUAUAAACCUUACGAACUCUUUUUAAAUGUGGAUAUCGUAGGUUUGAGUGCGCUCAAGCUACAUGCCGUUGAUCGAAUUCAAUUAGGGGGACAGAUCGUUGCGAUCGUUGAGCCACUGGAUAAUAACGGACAACCACUCUUCGGGGGUUUUACUCACCUACUUGACCUAAAUAUUAUUCAGCAACCGACAUCACUAGACAAAGGAGUGCAAUCGACGGUACUGGUGCUUGGUGUGCCUGACUUAUCGUCUGAAUCCUACUGGCAAAGUGAUCCAGACCCUCCCAAAACCGAAGCUCAUUUGGCUCGUUUCAACGUUCGUGGAUUGUCUCUAGGAUCCGCUUCAUUAACUGUUAGCUGUGAGACUAUAGAGAACGAAAGUAGAAAGACUGUUGUAAUCCAAAGCAAUGCGGUUGACAUCCAGGUUUUUGCACCACUCCGACUGUAUCCUUGCAACUUCAACCUGCUCUUGGGCGCUGAAUACGAACUUCAUGCUUCCGGUGGUCCGCAUCCGUCAGCUGUGGAGUUCUUCGCGGAAGUCGCUCACAAUGCCGUCUUAACCCUAGAGCAGACGAGGCCAACGAGUGUUUUGAUUCGUGCCGGGGGUACACCCGGAACGGUUUCGGUUCGCGCUCUUACUCGAAGUCGUUCUUCGGCGAUCAACGUGUCUUCAUCAGAUGCCAGCUCAGGUGGUCUUGUGGUCACCUCCGAGGCUUCAUGUAAUAUCCAUGUAGUGGCACUCUCAGGCGUACGAAUUGGAUGUCCUCUCGUCAGCUCUACCGAGAUCGUUCCACAGCCUCAUGCUGGUACCGGAAGCAGCUCACCAAGGGAUCUCAACACGUUGGAGGAGCGAUUUCUCAUUGCCUGUCGACCAGAGGAGCAGUCGGGCAACUGCGGUGUGGCACCUCUGUGGAUCGAGGGACUCGUGGCCCCCAUCAAGUCCACUCGCCAUCGAGCCACGCAGACUGAUACUGCUGGUCAAAUUCUCAACGAGUCUUUCGCUGACGUUGUAACUCCUCUGGGUCUAAGUGGAUCAAUACCAGCAUUGCGUUUCAAAUGGCGAUUGAAUCCUCCACAGCCGACAUCUGCUGCUCGUUUGAAUCACUUUUUGGAAGGCUUCAAUGUGAACAUUCCAGAGACUCACUUGGCUUCGGGUAUGACUCUAAUUGGCCUUGCACCUGGCCGUGUGACUAUCCAUGUGACUGUUGAGGCCACGGACUUAUUACUUGCCCAGCUGGUUGGUUCUAAUGGGACUCCCGUUCGUCAGCUACUCGCCCAACUUAUCGUACUGAUUCUACCGCCGUUAGGACUCCAAUCGCCUUCCGUGCCACUACCUCGACAACUGUUAAUGUCUCCUGAUUCGCACUAUCAACUGAGGCCCAGAGUUGAUGUGCCUUCACAUAGUCAUGUUCAGUACGAAGUCAUCGCCCCACCUACAUCAAACAUCUCAAAGUUGGAACUUCCAGUCACAAUCACUUCCGCUGGAUUCGUUCAGGCUGGUACAAUUGACCGGGUGAAUUUCGAGCGCCGGGCAACUAUCAAGGUUUCUUCGUGGCCCAAAGAUCUACCUGGUGAGUUUGAUUGGCGGACCGCCCAAACUAUGUUUCUGGAUGUCGUCGUGAAGUCUCCUCGUUAUGUCCAUCUAUGCGCCACCCCUGGAGCGUAUAUCCGAUCGACCGGGCUUCCUGUUGGCGGUCCUUAUCAGUUGCAGCUGACCCAUCAUGACGACCUUGGUCGAAGCUUUGACGCCGUUGCAGAUAAGUACCUACAGUUGAGAAGUCAUUUGCAACGUACUGAUUUGAUCGAAGCUAUUCUUUCCGACUUUGUUCAACAACAUCAACCGUCAACACCAACCGUCCUUAGAGGCCUCACUGGGUCUUCGCUAAGUCUCCGUGUUCUCCCGGUAUCGUCAAAUCCAGUGGACACAAAACAUACAACGAACUUCGAUCUUGUCAAUUCUGUGUUACGUUUGGGGCAGACAGAAGAAAGCAGUGGCUUUUGGCCAACUUAUCUGAGCAUUCCCCAUGGAGGUGAACAGGAGUCGAUCGGUUUGUCCAGUAUGGUUGUGUCCCAGUGGACUUGUCUUCCAGAACUGAUAGAUGGCGCCCGUUGGUCUUCAAGCGACCCUUCCGUGUUGUGGGUGGACCGGUCUGGUCGUCUACUGUUGGCGCGUCGUCCUGGUAAAGCUUACCUGCUUUACACUGUGGGGCCUAAUCAUGGCCCUCAGUCUCUGUGGUCUAACUCAAGUUAUGGAACUCGGUUGAAUUAUUUGCGCGGGAUUCGAUUGAAACCACUUCUCGGUGAACCCAUGCAGGCUCCGAUUCGUUUGGUUUUUGUGGAUGCUGAUAGCAACGUUAUAGAGUCAGGUCAUGCUGUUCUGCCGGCCAUACCGCUACAGAUGCCAGGCAACCGUAAGACUUCCACAGCGGUACGAUUCUUGGUUCAAUUGGAGUCAGACACAGGACCAAAGGAUAGUGGUGACCACAACUCGUGCUUCGUAACUGAUGAUAAUGCUCGACACGAGCUGUUGGUCAACUCCCCGAUUCACUGCUCGAUUCAACUUUCAUCGUCUGCUCAACAUCGCGUUGCUCCAAGCUGGCUAAGUUUGCUUGUUCUGUGGUCACAAAAUGAUACCCUUCAGUCUACGGAUUUGAUCUCAUCUGCCUCUGUGCUAAGCGAGUUUGUGAACGCUAAACUGGAACCGGUGACCAAACAAUCUGCUUUUUAUCGCGACUCAAUCCAAUGGCAGUGCGUUCUCCGAACUACUUCACUAUGGCAUCACUUUUCUUCCAUUUUGGGCCUAGUUUUGGAUCCGGAUGCACGGUUAGCAGUACAUUUGAAAAGCUCCGAUGCCCAGGAAGGUGAAUACCCCAUACUGGCUUCCAGUGAGAUUAUUCCUCUACCAGGCUUCCAGGUCGUGAUUCCUCCGGCAUUGGUUCAUCCUAUGGAUCCCGGGUUAACUCACGGUAUUACCUAUCUGGCUUGGUUCAAUAACCCAAGUGAAUUGACUCAGCGGAUGCUAGUGUUUGUUCCACCGGUCACAUCAGCGAUGAUUGUCUCGAAACAACUCGGACCUGAUCGUCUGGUUGUUCGAUCCAAACUGCCCAAUGUCGUGGAUGUGACUGGCCCACCAAGACCCGUUUAUAGCUUGACCGAAGUUUCGCUCAUUUUGGCCGAGUAUACGAACCGGCUUAAAUCUGCCACUCCGAUGGUACUCAACAGCCUACCUUCGUCUUUGGGUCCGGUGGUCGACAUGUGGCGCACUCUGGCCGCACAGCAGACUCAGCAGGUAGAAAAUGAGGCCGCAGUUUCCAGUGACGGCACUUUGAUUAAACAACAACUUCUUUGGGUGGUUGAAUUGCGAGCGAGCGUAGGCGAUGCCGCCGUAAGUACAAUCGUGGACGUGGUUGUGAGUCUCCGACAGACGGGUCAGCAUGUGGUCAUUCCUGUACAAGUUCAUCUACCGUCCAAAGCGGAUCUCUCGAGUUCCAUGGGUCAGACAAGCUGGAGGUUGCAGUCUACGGGGUUCUCGUGGCUUCAUUUAUUCGCUUUGGUUCUGAUCACGCUUUUAUUCGCGAUUGUUGUUCAUGUGGUGCUUCGAUCUAGCACAUUGGUCAGCUCCUCGGAUGGUCUAAACGUCACAAAGGACCUCCCUGCCGGUGUGAGCCCCAGCGCGACCCGCAAAAGCCCGCGCCAACUCUGGACCCAUGGCUACCAACCGUUUUCCACUCUCCGAUCCCCCAACGUACUCUGCGGACAGUCUAUUUAUGGAACGAACCUCUCGCCUCCGCCAGGUGGACUAUACUACGGUGGUCCGUCGAGUCACUCCCCCUUGGGUGAUGGUGACAUGGCGAUGGAAGAGCGCAAAUGGAGGCGUGCUUUGAGCGGUGGAUCACCGUCGAGGUUACGGGAUACCUUCGAUAGCAUUUAGACUUAACUCUCUGAAGGACAGAAUUUUGUAAUUGAUAAACCCAGAUCUUAACAGUCCGCACCACUAUACACGCAACUCGUGCCUUUCCACGGCAAUGUUCCAAACCGUUUAUCGUUAUUUUUUUGUACAUAAUUGUAUCAGUUUCGUAUGAGCUUUGUUUACGUACCAGCUGUUGUACAUGUCGCUUUAGUAGAAGUUCUCCAAAA
Molecule: messenger RNA, 7556 nt
Organism: Opisthorchis viverrini
Lineage: Eukaryota; Metazoa; Platyhelminthes; Trematoda; Opisthorchiida; Opisthorchiidae
Exons: 26
Coding region: 1-7350 (2449 amino acids)
Cellular component (GO): nuclear pore
Source: RefSeq, a predicted model, not a curated record